AGGAGGAGCUUGCUGCCAUCAUAUAGGUGCCAGAGGUGUUUCACUCCAACGAGAACGGGGAGAAAGAGGGAGGUGCUAGUAGAGCGUAUUGGCUGCAGCCAAGCAGGAAACGCGAGUCAGGUGACGGCUUACCUGGUCCAGUCCAGACACAACGAGUCUCACAGUCUGUUGGAGUGGAUGGUCUGGCUCGAAACAACGACCCACUCGCCCCCAUCGCUACUUAACUUUUUUCAUUACGCAUUGAUACACCACACCCGUGUUGUUGUGUACUUGCGAGUUGCACGGCCAAUCGAACCCAAAAACAAUUCCCGUCACCAUUUCCCACCACCCGCAAAAGUGACAGCCGAAAAUAGGUGUUUUAUUAGCAGACGACGAAAUUUCGAGUGCUUCAAAUUUCUGCCAGUUCUAAUUGGGUGUGAUUAUGUGCAUCGUUUUCAACUGUUGAUUCAAUUUUUUUAAAAAUAAAAAAAUAUGUCGGCGAAUCGAGACGAUUCAAUGUUUGACGACGAGUUUGCCAAUCGGGACUAGAUCUGUCGGGACAUGGAGCCUGCUGCUCAAUUCGUGUCGUCGCCAAUCGCUACCGAGGACGAACCGCCAAGUGGUGACAUAUUUGCUGAUGACCAGUCGUACGUGAAAGCGUUUUGUCGAGCGUGCAGGUGACUUUGCUUUUUUUGUCAGAAAAAAACCCCCCAAAGUGUCACCCAUUCAUACUUGGAGUGUGUGCUGCUAUAGAUGUUAUAUAGUGCUCUACCGGUUAUUCCGUCGGCAUUCAACAGCUAGCUGCAUGACCUCGUGAAAAAAUCCCAUCAAGUCUUUUUUUUGUUAUUUCCCCCCAGAAAAGUGUUUACCAGAACUCGAGUGUGCUGUCCUUGAAUCACGAAAUUGAAUUCAAAAGAAAUUUUAAACUUCAAAUUAAAAACAAACAAAAAAACUUGAAAAUUUCUGAUUGUUAUUAUGUGCUUCAAUUACAAAUGGUUCGAGAACAUGUACUUGAGCAAAUGCUCUCACUGCAGUAUUUGACCACCAGUUUGAGAAUGCGCAGGACUAGCUCUUUCUUCGACAUGGAGCCUUCGUUUUCCGUCCAGUCCUUGUCGCGAGACGCUUCCGCUUUGGAGGGCGGCGGAAUAGUGUGCGGCGGCGGCGGUCAAUCCGGCCAGCAGCAGCCGCAAGCUGCUGGCUUCUUCCCCCAUCGGGCCUCCAGGUGGCUUUGUUUUCUUACCACCUGCCUGGCCUUUAUCCUGGGCGUUGGAGUCGGUAUCGCCGUGCCGAUGCUCUACGCCUCAUCUCCCAUUGAAAUCAACGGCAACAACUCACGAACGGCUGCCGCCGCCCCCUGGGCCGUCGUUCAAGACCCGUCAAGUGUCGUCCAUCUGCCUCUCGACUUGACGUCCAGCGGCAGCAACGCAAGUGUCUCCAACAUUCCGGCCCGUACGUCGGCCAGGAUGAAAGCCUACUUGCGCAAGAAGGAGAAAGAAAUGCAGUUGACGAAGAAUCAAAGGUCCUCCUCUGACGACGACAAUGUCGUCAGCUUCGUUCAGACAUCCGGGAUGGCUGAAAACAAAAGUCAAGAGGAGGCGACCAUUGUGACUGGCCAAGCUGUCAAUGGCAUCUACUGGUCGCAAGCCGUGGAAGACAUUCUGCCAACAGGUUUCGACGAGUCAAACGCCAAAGAAUGGAACGACUUUAGCCACCAGACGCCCAUUGUGCGCGUCGAGGAAGGUUGCGGCCGGAUGCAAAAUCGUCUCAUCACCUUCGAGAGUGGCCGGCAGUCGUGCUGUCGCUACCGUCAAAACUACGACCAGAUCCAGGGUGAAAUUUUCAGUUUCUACCUGAGCCGGUUGCUCGGCUUACGCAACUUACCACCGUCGUCACUGGGCUUGGUCCGCCCACAAGAUCGCCAAUGGAUUAAUGUCCAGUCGUCGUUGAAUCAGGCCCAGUGGACGGAGGACCGGCCGGUGGUCUACACUCAGUUCCUCAACGACUUGGAGCCGUCCUACAUUCCCGUCCAGUUCCGCGGGCGCGAUCGUCACCUGAAUCCGUCGGACGUGCAGCGCCACAAUCUCCAGGAGACGGCCGGUCGUGACGAGCUGUUGACGCUGGCCCAGUGGUCUGAUCUUUUGGUUCUCGACUACCUGACGGCCAACCUGGACAGGAUGGUCAACAACCUGUACAACAUGCAGUGGAAUCCGGCCAUGAUGGACUCGCCGGCUCACAAUCUGGCACGUGAUUCCAAAACGGGUUUGCUCGUCUUCCUGGACAACGAAAGUGGACUCCUGCACGGCUACCGUCUCCUGGACAAGUACGAAAUGUACCACAAAAGCCUCCUGGAUUCGCUCUGCGUUUUCCGGCGGACGACCGUCGACGCUCUGCGCCAGUUGCAGUCGCAAAAGAAUGUCGGCAAGUUGCUCCGCCACAUGUUCGAAACUCGUGACCAGUCACUCGUCGAUUUCUUACCUUUUCUGCCGGAGAAGAGCAUCAAGACACUCAACUACAGGAUCGAUCAAGUCUUGGAGCAAGUGACCAAAUGCCAAUCGCUUUACGGUGCUUAAAAGUCUAUUAACUGUAUACUUAUAUAAUCAACUGCAAAUCUUUGUACAAUAUCGAAAUGUCAUUUGCUCGCUUUAGCUAUACAUUCUUCUCGUUUCCUAUACAUAGACUUCUAGGCCUAUAUCUCUACUGAAAUGCUGGGCAGUUAAACCCCUAACCAAAAGGCAAAAAUAAUUAACCAAUUAAAGCCAAACCCAAAACCAGAAAAAAAAGGAAAACAAUCUUUUUUGCCUAGCGCUUUUUUAAAUAUUUUCCAAGCCGACUCCUAUAGCUCUUAUCGAUUCGUAUUAGAGAUAUAGGGGCUUGGAGAUGUGUACAGUAAGAUGCCAAUGUGUAUAAUCAUCUCGAUCUUGUCGCCUUGUUAAGAGACUUUGUUCCCCAACAAAAAAACAAAACAAAAAAGAAUUUUCCUAUACAUUUUCAAUUUCGAAAUGGAAUCAUAAAUCAUCAGCUAGUAGUUGAUUGAGGACAGUAGGAGUGCGACAGGUAUAUACGGCUAUAUAUACGAGCUAUAGGAGAGAAGAAUAAAAGCCAGGAAUGUGAUUAAACUGUACCAAUACCAUAUUCACAAUCGGAAAGUCAGGAAGUUUAAGGAGAGACUCCAUUUCACCUUAAAGAAGUAAAUGGCAUUUUAUGACAUCUCCCCAAGGCCUUCUUUAUACUCCCUGCUCUCCAAUUUUCUCCAACCCACCCACGAAAAAGAAAAAAGAAACGAAAAAAACCAUCUUCAGCAGUCUGAAAAUUUUUAUGACGGGCUGCUAGACAGAGAGGGGAGAUAUUUUGAACCGAGAACUUUUGAAGAUGGUACGAAUGUCAACUAGAAAAAUAUUUCUUGACGAUCUGUGACUCGCUAUCUGUACAGCAUUUUCCUUUCUCAAUACUUAAAAGAAAAAAAAAAGGCCUUUAAAGUGACCAAUCGCAAUAAUUUCCGUUGGACUCUUUCUGACUGCGUUCGAUUCAAAUCAGUGAUGAAUUGGUGCUACUUUUAAAACAAUUCGACCUCCUUGAAUAUCGGCGCUCUCGAAAAAAAAAAGUUUUCCCAUAGAAAUCUAAAUUUCCAAUAAUGAAGCGCGCGAAAUAGAAUCAUUUCGUUGCGAUAAUAACCUUGUGGAAAGGCAAAGACAUAUAAACGAUAUGCUUUAUAGACUGACAUUAAAACGCAGCACGGCUCUCUUCAACUCCACCUGAAAUCAAGUAGUGCACCAGCAGCCCCUAUCGCUUCUUCUAAUAUUCUACUCUCUUUUUGUUUUUACUACAGUCUCAAUGUCAACAAGCGUGCGUGUAUUCUUCUCUGAGCCAGCAAUUUGAUAACUGUAGCCUUUGGUCGAUAUGUACUAUGUGCUAAUUGUCCCCAAUUAUAUUCCUCCUCAAGUUUUUUUUUUUUUUCAGCGUGCUAAAAUCUCGAUUGUAUAUUGUAACAUAUCAGCAACUGGACUUCUGAGUUCCAGAAUUCCAACUUUGGCAUGCGGGAGAAUGUAAUAUCUGUAAAUGACUGUAUAUAAUUUGUUAAAUCGGAUAAUAAAUAAUACUGGAUGUUCAA
This is a messenger RNA of Daphnia pulicaria, 4087 nucleotides long. RefSeq names its product extracellular serine/threonine protein kinase four-jointed-like. The record is from RefSeq and is a predicted model, not a curated record. NCBI's taxonomy places the organism in Eukaryota, Metazoa, Arthropoda, Branchiopoda, Diplostraca, Daphniidae. The transcript has a single exon. Gene Ontology annotation, biological process: cell-cell signaling. The coding region runs from base 972 to 2549 and encodes 525 amino acids.